Messenger RNA from Pteronotus mesoamericanus, 504 nucleotides. It is a transcript of the gene TMEM95, whose product is annotated as transmembrane protein 95. The transcript has 7 exons. Bases 1 to 504 code for a protein of 167 amino acids. The record is from RefSeq and is a predicted model, not a curated record. Gene Ontology annotation, biological process: fusion of sperm to egg plasma membrane involved in single fertilization. NCBI's taxonomy places the organism in Eukaryota, Metazoa, Chordata, Mammalia, Chiroptera, Mormoopidae. Gene Ontology annotation, cellular component: sperm plasma membrane; acrosomal membrane.
AUGUGGAUGCUGGCACUGGGCGGGGCUUUCCUGGCAGCUGCCCAGGCCUGCGUCUUCUGCCGCCUGCCAGCCCAUGACUUGUCGGGCCGCCUGGCAUGGCUCUGUAGUCAGAUGGAGGCCCAGUGGAAGGACUGUGAGACCUCCUGGAGCUUCUCAGCCUUUGCCUUAGAUGAGGGGUCCAUGAACAAAAUCACAGAGAAGACACACAGAGUCCUGAGGGUCAUGGAGAUCAAAAGGUCUUUCUCCUCACUCCCUUUAUAUUGGCAAUGGCUUCAAAAGACCAAGCUCCCUCAAUACACCAGAGAAGCUCUCUGCACUCCUGCCUGUUGGGGCAGCACCAUCCUGUACAACUGUUCCACCUGCAAGGGCUUUGAGGUGCACUGCUGGCCCAAAAAACGCUGCUUCCCAGGAUCUUUGGGAAGCCAGGAUUCUACUUCUCUCUGUCUUUGGAACUGUCCUGUUCCUGGGUCUCAUGAGCCUCGUGGUAGAGUUCCACCUCCUUGA